Molecule: messenger RNA, 600 nt
Organism: Iphiclides podalirius (scarce swallowtail)
Lineage: Eukaryota; Metazoa; Arthropoda; Insecta; Lepidoptera; Papilionidae
Source: the annotation of a GenBank genome assembly
AUGCAGUGUCUGUAUAUAACGCGCAGCCGCCGACCCAUCCACAAGCAGUUACCGCUCAGCUCCACCAUGAAGGUAUUCGUUUGCUUGUUGGCGCUGGCCGUAGUCGCGAAGGCCGGGUACAUCGGCGGCGGUGGUGGUGGGUGGUCGGGCGGCGGCGGCGGCGGCUGGUCCGGCGGAGGAGGUUACGGCGGUGGCAGCGGUGGCGGCGGCUGGUCGGGUGGCAACGGCGGCGGUGGUCAAGUGAAGAUCAUCAAAAUUAUUACUACCGGCGGCGGCGGCGGCGGUGGUGGCUACGGCGGUGGUGGCGGCUAUAGUGGUGGCCAUGGAGGUUGGUCGAGUGGUGGUGGCGGCGGCGGCUGGAAGCUCGGCGGUGGUAGCAGUGGCUGGAAGCUCGGCGGUGGUAGCAGUGGCUGGUCGAGCGGAGGAGGGGGCGGCUGGAAGCUUGGCGGCGGGAGCAGUGGCUGGCCGAGCGGCGGCGGAGGCGGCGGCUGGAAACUAGGCGGUGGGAGCAGCGGCUGGUCGAGCGGCGGAGGCGGCGGCGGCUGGAAAAGCGGCGGCGGCGGCGGCGGCUGGUCCGGUGGCGGCUCUUCCGGCUGGUGG